AUGCUGCUGAUCAUUGAAGCUCUUCUGCUCAGUUUAGCUGCUCUAGGACAGGAUCACAGAGCUGCUGCUGCAAGAAAGAUAUAUCCAUUGGAUAUGGCACUGAAUUCAGUUGAUGACCAAUAUAAGGGCUGUAGAGAGAAAAUGUCAAAUCAUGUAAGGACUAACUAUCUGAAGAAGGAACUCAAUAACUCAACUGAUUUUAGAAAUGCUUGGAAACAUGCUGAAAAGAAUGUUACCCGUAACUGGAAUAUUUUCAGAAAAUUAAAAAAAGAACAUAAAAUUGCUAUCUGGGUGUACACUGACCCAAAUUCUAAAAUAUAUGUUCAAUUCAACAAUGACACUCGUAAUGGCAAAAAAAACUACACAGUCAUGACAUACAAAUGGUAUUCCCUUUACUUUCUGUUAACAGAUGCGAUACAGAUUCUGAAGAAACAACAAAAUAAAUGCUAUUAUACUUAUCGUGGUACAAAUGUUAAAUUUAAUGAGCAUGAUUUUACAGGCAUUCGUUUUGGCUCAUUUACAUCCUCCUCUGUUUUUCCUGGCAGGGCACACAGUUUUGGAAAUGUAUCUUGUUUUGAAAUUCGCACUUGUGAAGGUGCUAAUAUUACAAAAUAUUCUAGGGUUCCUUAUGAGGGAGAGGUGCUGAUUCCUCCUUAUGAGACGUUUAAUGUCACUGCUGUCAAGACAAAAACAGAUCAGAAAAAUCUCAAGUGUCAGACUGUGUUUAUGUUGAACAGCACUGGAAUAAAAAGUGACCUGAACUGUGCUCUAUUCAAGAAACCAUCCAAGACCAUAUCAAAGUACUAUGAUAUGCACAGACCAAAGUGA
Molecule: messenger RNA, 828 nt
Organism: Sinocyclocheilus rhinocerous
Lineage: Eukaryota; Metazoa; Chordata; Actinopteri; Cypriniformes; Cyprinidae
Product: NAD(P)(+)--arginine ADP-ribosyltransferase 1-like
Exons: 2
Coding region: 1-828 (275 amino acids)
Molecular function (GO): NAD+ poly-ADP-ribosyltransferase activity; NAD+-protein-arginine ADP-ribosyltransferase activity
Source: RefSeq, a predicted model, not a curated record